GUAUGCGGUACUUGCCAAAGAUGCUUCGCCCGUUUAGAGCAUCUCAAGCGUCAUGAGAGAUCACAUACCAAGGAGAAGCCAUUCGAAUGUCCAGAAUGUGCGAGGUGCUUUGCCCGCCGGGACCUUUUACUGCGGCACCAGCAGAAACUCCAU
This is a messenger RNA of Hyaloscypha bicolor E, 153 nucleotides long. RefSeq lists its product as uncharacterized. The record is from RefSeq and is a predicted model, not a curated record. Gene Ontology annotation, molecular function: RNA polymerase II cis-regulatory region sequence-specific DNA binding; DNA-binding transcription factor activity, RNA polymerase II-specific. The transcript has a single exon. Gene Ontology annotation, cellular component: chromatin. NCBI's taxonomy places the organism in Eukaryota, Fungi, Ascomycota, Leotiomycetes, Helotiales, Hyaloscyphaceae. The annotation marks the transcript as partial. Gene Ontology annotation, biological process: regulation of transcription by RNA polymerase II.